AUGUCCCUGGCUGACGAGCUGCUGGCGGACCUGGAGGAGGCGGAGGAGGAGGAGGAGGCCGAGGCCGAAGGCUCCGAGGGGGGGGAGGAGCCGCCCAUCGAGGACGUGCGGGACGAGCCCCGGACCCCGGAGGGGAGCGAGUCCGUGCGCAGCAUCGCCAAGCUGUGGGGCAGCAGAGCGUUUGUGGAGAUCAUGCAGAAAGAUCGAGAGUACAUCAACAAACAGCCCAAAGCCGCUGAAGGCGGCCCCGAGUACCGAGUGAUCGUCGACGCCAACAACCUGACGGUGGAGAUCGAGAACGAGCUGAGUGAGCCCCGGCAGGGGAUCCUGGGGUACAUCAUCCACAAGUUCAUCCGGGACAAAUAUUCCAAGAGGUUCCCGGAGCUGGAGUCGCUGGUGCCCAACGCGCUGGAUUACAUCCGGACGGUCAAGGAACUGGGGAACUCCCUGGACAAGUGCAAGAACAACGAGAACGUGCAGCAGAUCCUGACCAACGCCACCAUCAUGGUGGUCAGCGUGACGGCCUCCACCACCCAGGGGCAGCAGCUGUCGGAGGAGGAGCUGAGCCGGAUCGAGGACGCCUGUGACAUGGCCCUGGCCCUGAGCGGGGCCAAGCUCCGGAUCUACGAGUACGUCGAGUCCCGGAUGUCCUUCAUCGCCCCCAACCUCUCCCUCAUCCUCGGGGCCUCCACGGCCGCCAAGAUCAUGGGGGUCGCAGGGGGUCUCACCCCGCUGUCCAAGCUCCCAGCCUGUAACAUCCUCCUGCUGGGGGCCCAACGCCGGACCCUGUCGGGCUUCUCGUCCACGUCGGUGCUGCCCCACACGGGCUUCAUCUACCACAGCGACAUCGUGCAGUCCCUGCCCCCGGAUUUGAGGAGGAAGGCGGCCAGGCUGGUGGCGGCCAAGUGCACCCUGGCGGCGCGGGUGGACUCGUUCCACGAGAGCCAGGACGGAAAGGUGGGGUACGAGGCUGAAGGAGGAGAUCGGCGCAAGUUCGACAAGUGGGGUGCGAGGCUGAAGGAGGAGAUCGAGCGCAAGUUCGACAAGUGGGAGUACGAGCUGAAGGAGGAGAUCGAGCGUGGGGUGGGGUACGAGCUGAAGGAGGAGAUCGAGCGCAAGUUCGACAAGUGGCAGGAGCCCCCCCCGGUGAAGCAGGUGAAGCCCCUCCCGGCCCCCCUGGACGGGCAGAGGAAGAAGAGGGGGGGCCGGAGGUACCGGAAGAUGAAGGAGCGUUUGGGGCUGACGGAGAUCCGGAAGCAGGCCAACAGGAUGAGCUUUGGGGAGAUCGAGGAGGACGCCUACCAGGAGGAUCUGGGUUUCAGCCUGGGCCACCUUGGCAAGGCCGGCAGUGGCCGGGUGAGACAAACCCAGGUCAACGAGGCCACCAAGGCCCGGAUCAGCAAGACCCUGCAGAGGACCCUGCAGAAGCAGAGCGUGGUCUACGGGGGCAAAUCCACCAUCCGGGACCGCUCGUCCGGCACCGCCUCCAGCGUCGCCUUCACCCCCCUGCAGCUCGGCGGCUCCUCCAAUAGGAGCGCGCCGUUCCGUUGA
Molecule: messenger RNA, 1551 nt
Organism: Myiozetetes cayanensis
Lineage: Eukaryota; Metazoa; Chordata; Aves; Passeriformes; Tyrannidae
Product: U4/U6 small nuclear ribonucleoprotein Prp31-like
Exons: 17
Coding region: 1-1551 (516 amino acids)
Biological process (GO): mRNA splicing, via spliceosome; spliceosomal tri-snRNP complex assembly
Cellular component (GO): precatalytic spliceosome; U4 snRNP; U4/U6 x U5 tri-snRNP complex
Source: RefSeq, a predicted model, not a curated record